Messenger RNA from Etheostoma spectabile (orangethroat darter), 2726 nucleotides. Its product is annotated as zinc finger protein 271. Gene Ontology annotation, cellular component: nucleus. The record is from RefSeq and is a predicted model, not a curated record. Bases 153 to 2726 code for a protein of 857 amino acids. Gene Ontology annotation, biological process: embryo development; regulation of transcription by RNA polymerase II. Lineage: Eukaryota; Metazoa; Chordata; Actinopteri; Perciformes; Percidae. The transcript has 2 exons. Gene Ontology annotation, molecular function: RNA polymerase II transcription regulatory region sequence-specific DNA binding; DNA-binding transcription factor activity, RNA polymerase II-specific.
GAAGAAGAACACUGCCGGAAUUCUACAAGCAGAAGAAGAAGACGACCACCGUUCAUAUUUUACCGACGUAAAGACGGGACAGUCGGCGGAGAGAAGCCGUUAGCUCGAUCCUAAUAACGGCAGAAACCCCGAGGAGUUAGUUUGCUACAGACAUGGACCCACACCGGAACCAGCUGGAGGGGGUUUUAAAACCGGAAACGAAGCUGCGAGGAGACGUCCAGCAGCUGUUGGUGGUUAAAGAAGAGGUUCCCCCUGGGCAGCAGGAGUGGAGCUCCAGGAUGGACCAGGAGAAGCCAGGCCCCCCCACACACGUUAAAGAGGAACAGGAAGAACUCUGGAUAAGUCAGGAGGGAGAGCAGCUUCAAGGGCUGGAGGAGGCGGAUAUCACCAAGUUCCCAUUCCCUCCUGUGAAUGUCCAUGUGAAGAAUGAAGAUGAUGAAGAGAAACCUCAGUUCUCACAGCUUCAUCAAAGAAAAACUGAACAGAUGGAAACAGAAGCGGAUGCAGAGGACUGCGGAGGACCAGAACUAGCCAUAAACUCAGAUCCAGAUACACCAGAUACUGAUGACAAGGCCGGAGACUCCUCUGAACCCGAGACAGAUGACAGUGCAGAUUGGAAAGAGACCAGAGAUCUUCAGUCAGGUUUAAACUCUCUGAAAAAUGCCUCGAGAUGUAAUGCUGGUAAAAAAACACUUAGCUGCUCUGAGUGUGGGAAAAGAUUUGCCACCAAGACGCACCUGAAGAUACACAUGAGAUCGCAUACAGGGGAGAAACCUUUUAGUUGCUCUGAUUGUGGGAAAACAUUUUGCAUCAUUGGACAUUUGAAGGCCCACACAAGACUUCACACAGGUGAGAAACCAUUUCAGUGCUCUGAAUGUGAGAAAACCUUUGUAACAAAGUCCCAUCUGAAGAGACACAUGAGAACCCACACAGGAGAGAAACCCUUUAGCUGCUCAGUAUGUGGUAAAACCUUCAGUGGAAGCGGAAACCUGAAGACACACAUGAUAACUCAUACAGGAGAAAAACCUUUCAGUUGCUCAUUCUGUGUGAAGUCAUUUACACAGAGCGGAACUCUGAAGGAACACAUGAACAUCCAUGCAGGAGUGAAACCUUUCAGCUGCUCAGUGUGUGGGAAGGCUUUCCGUGGAAGGGGAAAUCUGAAAAAGCACAAGCGAGUCCACACAGGAGAGAAACUUUUCAGUUGCAUCGUUUGUCUCAAAAAAUUUGCCUGGCCCGAACAGGUCAAAAGGCAUAAAUGUGUUGGGCGUCAGUCCUCACAGCUUCGUCAAAUACAAUCUGAACAGAUAAAAACAACGGCUGAUGGAGAGGACCCGGGAGGAUCGGAACCAGCCAGGAACUCGGAUCCAGAGAAACGUUUACAACCGGAUAAUGAAGACAAUGCAGGAGACUCUUCUGAACCUGACACUGAAAAAGACUGGAAGGAUCCUGGAUGUAACCCAUUUCGUUGCUCUGUGUGUUCGAAAACAUUUAAACACAGGGGAAACCUGAAUAAACACACGAGAACUCACACAGGAGAGAAAUCGUUUAGUUGCUCUCUGUGUGGUAAAAUGUUUUCUCAAAAAGCAGGCCUGGACUACCACUUGAAAACUCACUCAGGAGAGAAACCGUUCAGUUGCUCAGUUUGUUGUAAGACGUUUAGGAACAAAGGAGCUGUGAAGUACCACAUGGUGAAGCACACAGGGGUGAAGCCGUUCAGCUGCGGUGUCUGCGGCAGGAGAUUCUUUUGGCAUUUUCAGAUCAAAAAACACAAGUGUCUCGGUGAGUUCUCGCAGCGAAGAAGAAAGGCCUUUAAUAGCGAGAACUGUGAAAGACCAGAAGCAGCCAGCGCACCAGUUGCUAAUAAAGCCACAGAACGGUCCUCUGAAAACGAUGACAGUGAUGACAUUGGGUUUUGGAAAGAGACAAGGCAACAUCAGUCAGGGUUCACUUACCAGAGAUCUAAAAAGGUUCCUGUCAGAGAUGGAUGUAACGCUGUCAGCUCGGGUGACAAGGUUAAAACCGAAGCCAGGACUGACAAAAGUGUUGAUUUUUGCAAACUGACCGGCCAACCUCAGCCAUGUCUACAACAUCUUAAAACUGAGCUUGUCUCUGUCAGUGAUUGUGAGUAUCGUGAAAGAUGUGACGACAGUUGCGCUCCGCUGACACACAAGAACUCCCCAACGGAUGAGCACCCAUUCCGUUGCUCGUAUUGUGGGAAAGGAUUUGCGACGGGAGGAUGUCUGACGAUACACGCAUCUGUCCACUCCAAAGAAAAAACACUUGGAUGCAUCGUUUGUGAGAAAAGGUUCACUUUCAAGUCCCAGCUCUUAAGCCACCAGUGUGUUGGGGAGAUCUCCCAGCUUCAUAAUGCCAACCAACCGAUCAGCAGCUCUCAGUGUUGUAAAGGAUUUAACCAUAAGCACCAGCUGCAGGUUCCCACAAGACUUCACACAGCACUGAUCCACAGUAGUCCUACAGGAGAGGAACAUUUUACAGAAAGAGAAAGUCUGAGCCAAGAAAUGGUGGCCUAUACUGGGGUACAUAUGGGGGUAAAGCAGGAGGACCCAGAACCCCCACACAUUAAAGAAGAACAGGAGGAACUCCGGGUCAGUCAGGAGGGAGAGCAGCUUUUAGGGCUGGAGGAGGCUGAUAUUGCCGAGUUCCCACUUACUCCUGUCAUUGUGAAGCGUGAACGUGAAGACUUUGCCGCAAAUGUUGACCAAUAA